Molecule: messenger RNA, 11000 nt
Organism: Astyanax mexicanus (Mexican tetra)
Lineage: Eukaryota; Metazoa; Chordata; Actinopteri; Characiformes; Acestrorhamphidae
Gene: shank3a
Product: SH3 and multiple ankyrin repeat domains 3a
Exons: 23
Coding region: 204-6059 (1951 amino acids)
Cellular component (GO): postsynaptic density; postsynaptic membrane; dendritic spine
Molecular function (GO): ionotropic glutamate receptor binding; synaptic receptor adaptor activity
Source: RefSeq, a predicted model, not a curated record
AGUAAUUUUUAAACCAAAGUCCAGGGGGAGGAAUGUUUGCUUGAUCCCGCUCUGGAGUCUCCUCGUCUCUUUUCAUCCCAUCACGACUGAUGGUUUGGAUUAGCCUGCUGUUUUCUGAGCUUCAAAAAGUGCUGUGAGUAUGAGUGUGUGGAAGUGUGUGUGUGCGAGAGGGCUAUGCAGUUGGAGCUCCACACACACAGAGCAUGCCUGUGAGUGCGGGCUCGGGCAAACAUGAGCCUCCCCAGCCCCGAGAGCAGCGUCCAGAGCAGCGUCCAAAGCAGCGUCCAGAGCAGCAGCAGCAUCAGCAGCAGAAGCGUGAGCGGCAGCCCGAGCCCCAGUCCCAGCAGCAGCAGCAACAGCAGCAGCAACAGCAGCAGCAGCCUGAGUCUACCGCCCUCCUCCUCCCCCUCUCCCUCCCUCUCUCUCUCCCUCAUCUCUCGCUCCCUCGCCUCAUCCACUCUCGCCCCGCGCCGCCUCAGCCUCAGCCUGAGCCCGAGCCCGAGCCUGAGCCGCACCGCCUCUUCAGCACCACCAGCCAGGGGGACAGCUCCCGUCGCUCCCAGGGUGACGGCUGCAGAGCGCCGCCACCGCCGGCCCCCGGCCCCAUGGAGGAACCCCAGGGCAACACGCUGGUGGUCCGCAUAGGCAUCCCCGACCUGCAACAGACGAAAUGUAUGAAGUUUAACGUGGAGUCACCGAUCUGGCUGUCCAAGCAGCGUAUACUUUGCACACUGAACCAGAGCCUGAAAGAUGUGCUGAACUAUGGUCUGUUCCUGCCUGCGUACAACGGCAAGGCUGGAAAAUUUCUGGAUGAGCAGCGCACACUGAAGGAGUAUCCUCUACCCGCCAUCACUCCUAUACCAUACCUGGAGUUUCGCUACAAGAGACGCGUGUACACACAGACCCACCUGGAUGACAAGCAGCUGUCGAAACUGCACACAAAGGCUAACUUGAAGAAAUUCAUGGAAUAUGUUCAGCAGAGGAAUAUUGAGAAGGUAUCAAAGUUUCUGGAGAAAGGGCUCGACCCAAAUUUCCACGAUCCUGAGAGCGGGGAAUGCCCACUGACGAUGGCAGCUCAGCUAGAGGGCUGUGCGGAGCUCAUUAAGGUGCUGAAGGGUGGAGGAGCUCACCUGGACUUCAGGACCAGAGAUGGCAUCACCGCUCUCCACAAAGCUGUGCGCACAAAAAACCAUACAGCACUCAUAACGCUGCUAGACCUGGGGGCGAGUCCGGACUAUAAGGACAGCCGUGGUUUAACUCCUCUGUAUCAUAGCUCCAUGGUGGGGGGGGACCCUUACUGCUGUGAGCUGCUUCUGCACGACCACGCUCAGGUGGGCUGUGUGGAUGAAAACGGCUGGCAGGAGAUCCAUCAGGCCUGCCGUCAUGGCCAUGUGCAGCACCUGGAGCACCUGCUCUUCUACGGAGCGGAUAUGAGUGCGCAGAACGCUUCUGGAAACACUGCCCUACACAUCUGUGCCCUCUACAACCAGGAUAGCUGUGCGCGAGUUUUGCUGUUCCGAGGAGCGAAUAAAGAGAUAAAAAACUACAACAGCCAAACUGCCUUCCAGGUGGCUAUCAUAGCUGGAAACUUUGACCUGGCAGAAAUUAUAAAAGUUCACAAAGCAUCAGAUGUUGUGCCUUUCAGGGAAACGCCCUCCUACACAAACCGCAGGCGUGUGACUGGAGGCGGGACUCUGACAUCAUCACGCUCGCUGCUUCGCUCCGCCUCUGACAACAACCUGAACGGGGAUCCUGGCCCCACCCACUCGCCCGUGCCCUCUUUGCGAAGUCUGCCCCCUCUCGCGCCGCCUGGAGGAGAGGCGGCGGAUGGCAGUCUGCAGAGCACCGGCAGCUCUCGCUCCUCCCACUCCCGCUCCCCCUCCCUGCACCGCGUCACCGAGGAGCCCGACACACACGCCCUGCGCCGACACCCCCCAUACACACACAGCCACAGCCGCGGACGCCUCAGCCCCGGGACAGUGCAGCGGGACCCCAGCCCGCCCCCCUCAGGGCCCCCCUCACACGCUCUCUCAGGGGCCCGCGGGCCCAAGCGGAAACUCUACAGCGCCGUGCCGGGACGCACCUUCAUCGUGGUCAAGCCCUACACGCCUCAAGGAGAGGGAGAGAUCCAGCUGAACCGUGGAGAGAGGGUCAAAGUGCUGAGUAUAGGUGAGGGGGGCUUCUGGGAGGGCACAGUUAAAGGCAGGACUGGCUGGUUCCCUGCGGAGUGUGUGGAGGAGGUACAGAUGAGACAGUAUGACCCUCGUCUAGAAACGAGAGAGGAUCGGACCAAGAGGCUAUUCAGACACUACACUGUGGGCUCUUAUGACAACUUUACCUCGUAUAGUGAUUACAUCAUUGAGGAGAAGGAUGCCGUGCUGCAGAAGAAAGAGAACGAAGGUUUCGGCUUUGUCCUGCGAGGAGCUAAAGCGGAGACACCCAUCGAGGAGUUUACCCCCACGCCUGCCUUCCCUGCAUUGCAGUACCUGGAGUCUGUCGAUGUGGAGGGCGUGGCCUGGAGGGCGGGGCUAAGGACAGGGGACUUUCUCAUCGAGGUGAACGGGGUGAACGUAGUAAAGGUGGGCCAUAAGCAAGUAGUCUCCCUCAUCCGGCAAGGCGGGAACAGGCUGCUGAUGAAGGUGGUGUCCGUCACACGCAAACCCGAGUCUGAGGACGUGGUCAGGAAAAAGGCGCCGCCACCGCCCAAGAGAGCGCCCAGCACCACCCUCACCCUGAGGAGCAAGAGCAUGACCGCUGAGCUGGAGGAGCUGGCAUCUGCAAGGAGGAGGCGAGGAGAAAGGCUAGAUGAAAUCUUGGCCUCUCAGGAGUCAGUGCUGAGGCCGCAAGUGGAGGCAGACUACAGAGCAGCCACGGUGAAGCAACGUCCAACCAGCCGCCGAAUUACACCAGCAGAAAUCAGUUCUCUUUUCGAGCGGCAGGGUCUUGCUCUACAUGGUGCUCUUCAUCCAGCUCACAUGCAGUUGCCCAAAGGCAUGUCCAGAACCAAGUCUUUCGGAGCUACUGAGGAGGACCGGCUCUCUGCCCUGGCGGCGGAACACAGGUUUCCCCGGAGCUCCUCAAUGACGGACAGCCUGAGAGACAGUCACAGCAUACCUCCCCCUCCCCAGAUGGCGCCCCCUCCUCCACCUUCACUCUACUACCUGGACACGGGUCCUCCUCCUGCUUUCUGCCCCCCGCCCCCUCCCCCCAGCCGACUUCACGAUCCCAGUCGCUCCAGCUUUAAGCCAGGCUCUGAGCCACGGCUUCACGCCCUGCCGCAAACCAUGUCGGCCGAGCUGUACGAGCCUCCCCGGCAUGCUGCCCACAUUGAGCGCCAGAAAAAGGCUCGUUCUAUGAUCAUCUUGCAGGACUCCACCCACCUCCCUGUUGAGCCCACGGACAUCCCACGACCCGGUCCAGCCUCCACCCCACCCGAGAGGAUCAAGAGGAAAGGGCGGAUAAUCGAUAACCCGUACGCCAACGUGGGCCAAUUCAGCAUGGGCCUGUACACACCACCACCUAGCAAGCCACAGCGAAGAAAGAGUCCACUAGUGAAGCAGUUGCAGGUGGAGGAUGCGCAAGAACGGGCAUCAUUGGCGUUGGCUUCGGUUCAUUCCCGAGAGCAUUCGCCCACAGGCCGGCUAUUGGCCCACCACACCAGCAGGGCAGACUACUACCAGCAGCAGCUGCUGCAGGAGCGUACCCGUGCCCAUGCAGAAAGUCUGCUACAGGGUAAGGGGCCUUUUGCUGCUGCUAUUGCUGGUGCAGUCAAGGACAGGGAGCGGCGCCUCGAGGAGCGAAGGAAAUCCACAGUCUUCCUGUCCGUGGGCACCAUGGAAGGCAGCUCAACUGCACCUGUAGAGGCUCCCUCUCUCACACAGUCCCAUUCUGUCGAUGAACGCUUGCUGACCAGUGAGCUUGGUCAGUUGCCUCCCCCUGCCUUGGCACUGCGACCUUCUCCGGGCGGCACCACAUUUAUUCACCCACUUACGGGCAAGCCCCUGGACCCCAACUCCCCGCUGGCACUUGCGCUGGCCGCAAGGGAACGGGCUUUAACCUCCCAGAGCCAAUCCCCUGCCAGCAGCCCAGAACCCAGGACUAAACACAAGGCUGCUGAAGGGGUGCUGCUCAUGGACACCCAGACCAAAGAGGCUGAGCGUUCAGAAGGAGAGGGUGAACUUGCUUCACCCCCCUUCUCCCCUGGAGAAAAAAGGAGUUACACUCCUGCCCCUACUAGUAAGAUCCAGUGGGGAACACCUACCACUGCGAGAAAAGAAAUUGGAUUGGAGAAGAAAGACGAGAGGAAAGUGGAGGACAAGAAGAGCAUGAUCAUCAGCAUCAUGGACACCUCGCAGCAGAAGACUGCCGGACUUAUUAUGGUUCAUGCAACCAGUAAUGGACAGGCAGUGGGACUGGGUACAGAACGUGUCUCCCCGCCUCCCAAAGGCAUGCGAUCAGAGAGUCCCAAACCGAUGCUAGCUGAAUUGAAGCGUGCCAAGUCUCCUAGUCCAGAAUCACCCUCCGCAGCUACUCCAACACCAACCACACCCUCAACCCCUCAGGCUCCACCUAGCCCUGCUUCAGAUAAACCCCCCCAAGCUUCCUCAAGCCCAUCUUCAGAUAAAACCCUCGCCCAGGGAAGCUCAGAGGAAGAUGUGGAGCCCUACACAGUCACGCUACCACCUGCUAUGCUGUCCUCGAGUGAUGAGGAGACAAGGGAAGAGCUUCGCAAAAUCGGGGUUGUUCCUCCACCAAAUGAAUUUGCCAACGGUCUCCUAGCAAAGGCACAGGAAGCUGCCAUACCUCCUGCUCCUCCUUUGGCAGGUAAGCAAGCUGUCCCCUCAUACUCAGCCCCUGCCCCUUCGACAGCAGCUGCUGCAGGAGCAGCACAGGCCCCCACCACCAGUGGCCCACCAGCAGCCUCAGGGAAGCCAUCUGAGCCCCACCUGGGCCCAGAGUCUGCUGCUGACUCCGGGGUGGAGGAGGUGGACACUCGUAGCUCCAGUGAUCACCACCUGGAGACCACGAGUACCAUCUCCACCGUCUCCAGCAUGUCUACAUUGUCCUCAGAGAGUGGUGAGCCCACAGAUACCUACACCUCCCAUGCAGACGGCCAGACUUUCAUCCUCGACAAGCCGCCAGUGCCUCCGAAGCCAAAGCUCAAGUCCCAGCUCAGCAAGGGCCCCGUGACGUUCAGGGAUCCCCUGCUCAAGCAGUCCUCUGACAGCGAGCUGCUCUCGCAGCAGCACGCGGCUGCACUAGCUGCCGCCACGGGGGCCUCGGGCCCGGCAAGACCCCGCUACCUCUUCCAGAGACGCUCCAAGCUAUGGGGGGACCCCAUAGAGCCCCGUCCGCUUGCAGGCUCAGAGGAAGGCAAACCCACUGUGAUAAGUGAGCUCAGCUCCAGACUGCAGCAGCUCAACAAGGACACGCGAUCGCUUGGAGAGGAGCCCCUUGGGGGCUCGCUUGACCCUGGACGCAAGUCGCCUGUGGCUGGUGCCAGACUCUUCAGCAGUCUAGGGGAGCUCCACACCAUCUCUCAGAGAAGCUACGGCACCACCUACACCAUCCGGCCGGGCAGCCGUUACCCGGUGACCCGACGGACCCCCAGCCCUGGCUCUGGCUCUCCAGACCGCUCUGACCCUCUAGGACCCAUCCGGGGUUUUGGCCUGGCUACCUCCCCCACCACCCCACCUACCAUCCUCAAAUCUUCUAGCCUUAGCCUGCCUCACGAGCCUAAAGAGGUGCGCUUCGUUAUGAGGAGCUCCAGCGCCAGGAGCCGCUCCCCGUCACCCGCCCAUUCCCCUGGCCUGCCCACCCCACUGCUAACACUGCGCCCCUUCCACCAGAAGCCUCUGCACCUGUGGAACAAGUAUGACGUCGGCGACUGGCUGGUGAGCAUCAACCUGGGUGAACACCGCGAACGCUUCCAAGAACACGAGAUCGAGGGCUCCCAUCUGCCCGCCCUCACCAAGGACGACUUUGCUGAGCUGGGGGUGACCCGCGUCGGACACCGGAUGAACAUCGAGCGCGCCCUGAAACAGCUGCUGGAGAGUUGACCCCUCGCCCUGCUCCGUCUGUAGCUAGUCCCGCAACAAAGUUGUGCUCUUGUUCUUUUCUGCCAGAUUUUUUCCCUUUUUUAUUUUGCGUGAAUUUAUUUACUUUUUCCCCCCGAUUUUUUUUGUAUCUUUACCUAAGCACUGAAUCAUUUUAUUGGUUCAAACAAUGUAAGCCCCACCUCUUUAGUAGCACUUUCGCUCCAAAUCCCUCCCAUCUUGCUACCAGCAGCCCGUUAGACAGGUUCCGUGUGCUAGUGAGGGGCUGUGAGUUACAUGAACAUCACAUAGAAGUUUGACUUGCGUUACUGAACACGAUUAUCACCCUCAGUUUCCAUAUCUCCUCUCCUCCCUCUCUCCCUCUAUUUCUGUACCCUUGGCCUACUUCUACCUGCCGCUUAGGGUUCUCCUAGUCAUUCGAAACACAACAAGAAAUCAAACAAAAAAACAACAAAAGGAGGGAUGAUGUUGGAAGAGGGAAGUUCAGUUGCCUUUCAGAGUAUUCUUUAGAAGCGGAUGAGCAGAGCGGGUGUGGCCGAGUCGUUUCUGACUGCCGCCUGGCCCCUUCUGGCUGAGGGACGUAUUACAUCUGGAGAAUGUUAAAACCAACACUAGUGGCUUUUUCAUAAUCAAGACUUUUCUUUUGGGGUUCCAAAGGGAAUGUGACAUUAGAUAGGAUAUCUCAAUGUAUUUACAUAGCUUUGAAAAAAGGAGAGAGGCGUGAGAAAAGACAAGACGAACUGUGCAAGAUGCGCACGAGUCUCUCUCCCUUAGAUGAUGUUUAUUCCAUCAAUAAUUUACUCAUUUUUACCAAUUAUAUACAUAUAUAUAUUUGACAGAAAAAGUAUAUAGAUAUAUAUAACAUUUUGUCAUAAAUAUAAAACUUAUAUAUGGUAUUCUAUAUAAAGACAAAAAACACUGUUGAAAAUGAUUUUUUCCUAAUGGUCAUCCUUUUAUGGACUGUAGCAUGAAAAGUCGCACAGCUGAGUGUGACGGGUAUCAGAUUUGUUAACAGCGCAUUGUACCAUCCCCCUUUUUUCCUCUUGCUUUAUUUGACGACUUUAUUGUGGUUUAACAAAACCUGGUCUUCCGCCUACAAUUAGGGCGUCCCACGGUGGUGUGACCGACAUGUUAAACUGACCUCUUCUUGUCUCACACACAAACACACUCCAUAUCAAAUUUUCAUCUAAACCAGCUAUUUUAUUAUUAAAGUACACUAUAUGCACAAAAGUAUUGGGACACCUGUUCAUUCACUGUUUCUUCCAAAAUCAUGGAUGGUAAAAAAGAGUUUAUCUUGCUUUUGUUCAGGAAAAGUUUUCGAUUGGAUUUUGGAGCAAUACUGUGAUGAUUCGAUUGCAUUCAGCAACUCAUGCCAAAAGUAUUGGAUGGGGCAACAUCACAGUUCACACAUCCACAGCUCAAUGCUUGGGAUGGGAGGGGCUAUAGACCCCUCUAGGCCAUGUCCGGCAUUAGGCAUGCAUGGUGCCAAUUGGUUUAUGUUUACCUGCUCUAGAGAGUCCUGUUCUCUAUUCUAUUGGCAAUACUUCUCUUUUCUACAGGGACUAGACAAGCUGUGUGUGUGCAUUUGCACAUCUGUGUGGUAACAAUGGUGACAGUGUAAAGUAGCUGAAUGCAAUCAUUAGAAAAGGUGUCCACAAAUGUUUAGGACUUUUGGACAUACAGUGAGUUCUGUUUAAUCUGGUAACAUUUGGAAGAACUAUUCAAGAUCAGUGACGCAAUAAAAGAGUGUGUAUAAUGUGUGUGUUGGCAUGUGUGUUGCGAUAGGGCCACCGUGGGACAAGAUACAUCGUUUUACCAUACAUGGUAGCACAGCUGCAUGUUACCGACAGAUGUUUUGAGAUCUCAUAAAAGACACAGAAGGCAGAAUCUAUAAUUGUAAGAGAUUUUCUGAGCCACUACACAGGGGCUCGUGUGGCUCAGGGGCUCUUCAGCUCUAAGCUCUCUAAGCACUGAAGCAUUUCGGCAGAUCAUUUUGGGCUUGUUUGUUUAUUUAUUUAUUUAUAUAUUUAAUUGUUUUUUUUUUUUCUGGUUGUUUUCAGUUUGUUGAACCCCAUCAUAGGUGGAUUUUGUAGCUUGUGAAAUAUGACGCUUAGAAUAAUUUUUUAUCAACUCACUCUUAGACCGAAUUUUAGAACCACUAAAGACGAAGCUAAAAAAAAAAGUAUAUGCUGUCCUUUCAAAAACUCACAACUGUAUAUAUGGACAAAUUACAAAUGAUUUGCUUUUUAUAUCAAUCACAAGCAAUGUAUAUAUGAUAGUUUUCAUAUAAAUUUUUAAAAAUAAAAAAAUAUAUAGAUCUAUAUAUGAAUGUUUGGCAUAUAUGCAUAGUUAACCACCUGUCGAAAAAGGUGAAAAGAUUUUAUUCUUUGUAUGGACGGAGUUUGGGGAUGAUUUGCACAAAACAAGGUGCUAGCAUUCAAGCCAUCCACUCUCAUCUCUCCACUCCCGUCACUUCCAUCUCCCCUCGACAAAAACACGCCUGAUUAACUCACAAAGUGUCACUCAAACAUGAGCACUCAGUUCAUUUACUUCAUACUUUUUACAAAUUGUAAAAAGUGUAAGAAAAAGAAAGCGGUUGUGGCCAUAAAACAUGACGGUUAGAUUUCUGUAUUGCCGUUUUCACAAAUGAGCUCUGGAAAAUGUCACAAGAAUCAGGUAUGGACAUUAUCCACAGCUACCCUUUCACACAUGCAGCGUACAGCCGGAGAAUUCCCACAUUCUCAGCACAGGAAAUGUUCCUGUUAUGGACCAGGAGCAGUAUCUGCUUGUACCCACUGUAAAUUCACUUAGACAUUACCUGGACUUUGUAAUUAGGGGAUGGAAGCAUAAAGUCCAGGUAAUGUCCAGUCGGGCUGAUAUGGAUAACUGCAUUCACACAUACAGGGAAAUUCUGGAUUACUGUGCAUGUCUGAAAGGGGCUUAUAUGAGAGCUAACUCAGACACAGACACACACAGCUCAUCCCUGGUGUUGGAAUCCACAUGCCAACAAAGUGAGUUCAGACGUGAAGAGCCAAGGACAACCCUUCUUUUACAGAAUCAGUGCAUCCUUCUAAUGACGCUUCUGGAGCCACCCCCAUGUACCUGUCAGGAACACUGUGUUUGUAAAGCCUCUGUCUAGGUGGCUGUGCUGUUUCAUAUUUAGCACCUCUCAUCACUCUAGAGUUCAGAUCGAGUUCUCAGAGCAGUUUAUUUUUCCACUGCAUCCUUCUAAUGGACUGAGGAAGAGGGUGAUGAGGCUUUGCUUUAGCCAUGCUUGUCUGGAAUACGUUUAAAAUAGGUUUAUGAUGGAAAAGCUGGAAAAAAUGAAAGAUACAACCUGAUAACGUAACCUUGUGCCUCUAAACGUAAUCCUAUUAGUCAACAUAUUAAAUAAUGACAUCUAUCUAAUACAGUGUAGGUUCCUCUAAGUCCUGUCUUGCAGCAUUUUGGUAGGUUUGUACCACUGCAUCCCAAGAUCAGCCCAUAAACAAGACCUUCAAGAUGUUCUGGAGAUGUUAUGACCCAGUCCACUAGUCACCACAGUUCAUUUGGUUCUUGUGAAAGAUCGCAGCUUUUUACAGAUUCUUGCUCAUUUUUCCUGCUUUUAAGACAUAAACUUCAAAAUUGACUGUUCAUUUGCUACCUAAUAGGUAGAUACCAUAUAAAUGGGCACCAACUUAAUAACUCUUAGGAGUAUCCUAGCCCCUGAAUUAAGUAAUAAAUAAAUAUGGUAGGUAACACAGGUAACAGUUUUUUCCUUUUUCCAGUGUCUUAAUUUAUUUUUUAAUAUUUAUAAAAAGGCAGGAAGGGUGCAGAGGAAAAGCUCUGAGCUGAUUUGUGACCCUGAGAAAACUGUGACUUGCAUUCAUAUUCAUGACCAACAUUUUAAUUCACAUAAUAAACCCUGUAAUCGACUUUAAAACGUGCAUCAGUUGUUCUUAGACUGAAGUCAAUCCCUAAUUCAGCCUCAGUUCACACAUUCAAAUGUUCAGCUCAGUAGAUUUAACUGGGUUCAUGGUUGUGUCCAUAUUUCCUAAAACCCUGUACUGAAUUAUACACUUUAAGAACACAGGAUGCAUGUUUCAACACAUGACUUUCUUGUGCAGGGACCCUUCUGAGAGAAAGAGAAGAUAACUGCUGUAGUUCUGCUCUGCUCUGUACUGGAGUUUACACUGAACCCUGAGCCAGUGAGUCAUGUUCACCAUCACCACCAUCAGCAUCGUUCUGCCGUGUUCAGAACUCCACCUCUUAACUCAUCCCCUCUCUUUAUUUUGGAAUAUUUAUUUAUUUUUGUGUUUGUGUCUGUAUGGAGUGAUUAGUAACUAAAAGUGAAGGCAGAAAAAAAAAAAAAGAAUGUGCCAAAAAGUAAGUAGUUUUUAGCUUUUUUUGACACUAGCUCUGUUGAGGUCUAAAGCUGUUAGAAUCAGCACUAUGGUGCCACCUCCUGGAAAUCUUGAGAACUCCAGACAGUACCAUCAGCAUCUCUCAUUGUGUCUAGUUUCAGAGGGUUUUUAAUUUCUUUCUUCUUUUGGGUAGAAGAGACAUUUUUAUGUUUUGUAAAGUACUGCACUUACCUAUAACUGACCUGGUUUUAUGGGAUUCUCAUGGACACUUCAGUUUGGGGUUUGGGUUUCAGUUUUGUUUUGGCUGAACUCCACUGAGCUUUUGAGUGACUGACUGCAUUAGAUAAGACUUUCCUAUCCUCCCCCUUCCUCUUCCUCUUCACUGAUGCAGCUCAGAUACAGGAGGGCUUUGAUUCUUCCAAAAAAAGAUACAGAGUGACAAUGAAAAUUGCAGAUGAUUUCUUUGUAACCUUACCAUAUUUAACUAAAAUGGUUGGGGGAAACGUGAAAUAAAACACAUCAUUCACAUUACCAUGCUCUGUAGAGUUGUCACUCUUGUUUCCUGACCAACAAAAGCACAAUAAAAAUGGUAAGAAAUGCA